AAGCUAGUUAUAUGAUAGACACGCCUCCUUAACGAGCAUGGACCCCUCAAAAAUCCGUAUCAUCAGAGAGAUCACGUGCUCCGACGCGUCUGCAAUAUUCGAGGUAGACCUAGAUGGACAAAAAAUAUGCACUGAAGCUUGACCACGACGACGGCGACCCCGGAUAUACCGAAAAAGGCCGUGAUCUGGGCCGAUUCCGCUGCGAAUUGAACGGAUAUCGGAAACUUCACACUUCCGGUGUCUGUGCGCGCGGUUUCGUUCCAAAAUUCCACGGCUCCAUUGAGCGAAUCGAUCCGGCGGCAUUCCACCCUGUUUUGCAACACUUCGCCCAAGACAAGCUCAAGCCGAGAGCAAUCUUGCUAGAGUACUUGUCCAAUGCAGAGAGUCUAAACUGCGUGAACUACUCGGACGCGCUCUACCCGCAGGCCAUUGAGGGCAUGCAGGAGAUACACAGAGCGGGUGUGCACCACCAGGACAUCUACCCCAAAAACCUUCUGCUUGUCCGUGGAAACCCCGAUAGACUGGUCUGGAUUGACUUUGACGUUGCAACGACCUUCACCGACUGUGGGCCUGAGCAGCUGGCUCGCUGUGACCAUGAAAUUGCGCUUGUGAAGGGAUUUGGGGAGGCACUGAGAGAUGACCAGGCUGAGGGACUCCCGCCGAACACGAAAUUCUAUUGAGGGUCCCUAUUAGCUGUAACUGCAAUUCUAGAGUCAUAGAUGGAUAUUGUACCAUCCAUGUUGUCUACCUCGAGCUUGAAGUAACACCCCACCAUGGUGUCUCUCUUAAGGGUAGCAAUAAAGGCUGGAGACAACCAGAGGCUUCUAGACAGUAAAGUUUUGUGAUACUUCAAGUAAGCUGCGGCGUCCCGUCCCCUAGUGUGACCCACCCCCGCGCUAUUCCUUUGCUUAUUUUCGACCAUAUCGAUGAUGACCAGGCAGCUAUAUCGACGACGCGUCCAAAACGAAUGCUUUUAGAGAUACCUUACUGUGGAAGGAACCGCAGUGACCCACCCCGGCGCUAAUCCUUUGCUUACCCCUAAUUAUAUUAAUGAUAACCAGGCAGCUAUAUCGACGACGCGGUCAAAACAAACGCUUC
Messenger RNA from Aspergillus campestris IBT 28561, 1098 nucleotides. RefSeq names its product serine/threonine protein kinase. The record is from RefSeq and is a predicted model, not a curated record. Gene Ontology annotation, biological process: protein phosphorylation. Lineage: Eukaryota; Fungi; Ascomycota; Eurotiomycetes; Eurotiales; Aspergillaceae. The coding region runs from base 114 to 680 and encodes 188 amino acids. Gene Ontology annotation, molecular function: protein kinase activity; ATP binding. The transcript is spliced from 2 exons.